AUGUACAGAAAGAACGUGUGCGCUGUCAUUUUUAAUGAGGAUCUUUUUUUUAUUGGGUGCAGGCGCAUUCAUGGGAAUCGGUAUCAGUUUGUGCAGGGUGGAAUAGAGGAGCGAGACACUGACGUUCUCCAAGCUGCAUACCGUGAGGUGGAGGAGGAGAUUGGCCUGUUGCAGGAGGAUCUUCACUUCGUGGGGGAGAUUCUUCCGGCCAGCGGUGAUCCAAGGGAGUUUCGCUAUGAACUUUGCAGCACGGCCAAUCUCCGGAGAUUUGGUUUUCAGGGGCAGGAGCAGCGUCUCAUGCUGUUCUUCACUCAAACAGAUAACAUUAAGAAGGUGAAUCUCAUUCCACUCAAAGGAAGCGGCGCGCUGCAAGAGUUCUCUCAGGUUGAAUGGAUGACAAUUGAGGACAUCAUUGAACGCUGCCCCAGGGAGAAGACUCACAUCUUCCUUGCAGUGGCCAAACUGGGGCUUCCCAUGGCAAAGGCCUUUCUGCAAUCGCGCUUAGCUUUUUGA
Messenger RNA from Trypanosoma rangeli, 513 nucleotides. Its product is annotated as putative NUDIX hydrolase, conserved. The transcript has a single exon. Gene Ontology annotation, cellular component: cytoplasm. The coding region runs from base 1 to 513 and encodes 170 amino acids. The record is from RefSeq and is a predicted model, not a curated record. NCBI's taxonomy places the organism in Eukaryota, Euglenozoa, Kinetoplastea, Trypanosomatida, Trypanosomatidae. Gene Ontology annotation, biological process: deadenylation-dependent decapping of nuclear-transcribed mRNA.